Lontra canadensis (Northern American river otter) is the source of this 807-nucleotide messenger RNA. Its product is annotated as tetratricopeptide repeat protein 37-like. The record is from RefSeq and is a predicted model, not a curated record. NCBI's taxonomy places the organism in Eukaryota, Metazoa, Chordata, Mammalia, Carnivora, Mustelidae. The transcript has 2 exons. Gene Ontology annotation, molecular function: protein binding.
AUGGAAAAGACCAGGUUAAAAGACAAAGAAUUCCUUAAGGAUUAUAACCAAUCUCUGGAAAAGUGGUGUCUCUCCCAGGCUGUCACUGGUCUAAUAGACACAGGAAGAAUAUCUGAAGCUGAAGCCCUCUGCACGAGGAAUUUAAAAAGUAACCCUGAUCAGUCAGCUGUUAUCUUACUUUUGAGACAAGUUCAUUGUAAACUACUCCUAGAGUCACAAAACCCUCUCCCAGAUGCCAUCCUUGAAGAGCUGCAAAAAACAGUCAUGUCCAACUCAACUUCUGUUCCAGCAUGGUAGUGGCUAGCACACAUAUAUCAAUCCCAAGCAAUGAUGAUGGGUGCUACAGAAAUGUAUUAUAGAAAGAGUCUGCAAGUAGCAUCCCAACAGGGCAGUUGGAGUGGGAAGCUGUCGAGUCUGUUAAGACUAGCCCUACUUGCUUUAAAAGCCUGCAUGGCUAAUAUUUCCAAUGAUCACUGGUCACCUUUUGUUCAAGAAGCUACAACUGAGGCCUUAAAACUUUGUUUUUGUCCAUUGGCUGUCUUUUUACAAGCUUUGUUACAAUUCAACUGCAAAAUGGGGGCAAGAGAGACACAGCGACUUUUGGAAAGAGUGGUUUAUCAGCCUGGGUAUCCCAAGUCUAUUGUAUCAAUGGCACGUUGGUAUCUACUGAGACACUUACAUGCCAAAAAUGACUACGAGCUUAUUGAUGUGCUGGUAAACAAUGCCCAUGGAGAUACAAGAGCAUUGGAACUGAAUCAGAAAUUGUCUUCACGGUAACAGUAUGUUAUUUUAUAGUAAGCAAGCAAA